Molecule: messenger RNA, 1439 nt
Organism: Stegastes partitus (bicolor damselfish)
Lineage: Eukaryota; Metazoa; Chordata; Actinopteri; Pomacentridae
Gene: cab39l
Product: calcium binding protein 39-like
Exons: 9
Coding region: 266-1270 (334 amino acids)
Biological process (GO): intracellular signal transduction
Molecular function (GO): protein serine/threonine kinase activator activity
Source: RefSeq, a predicted model, not a curated record
GUCGACUUUGUUAAUGCGAGCUUGUCGGCAGACUGGAAAGCGACCAGAUGGAAUUCUGCACUGCCUUCUUAACAGAUUCCACACAUUUUAAAUUGUAUCGCACACAUUUUUAGCUGACUCUCCUGCUAACUAACAGCCCUGGCGUGACCGCUAACGCCUUUCUGGGAGGCUCGGCUGCGCUGCGAACCGGGACAGAAGCGGUCAAGACAUUUAAAGAUACCAAACAUCUUCCCACUGUCCCAAGGCGUGUGUGUGAGUGUCCAUCAUGCCGCUGUUUGGUAAAUCCCACAAGAGUCCCGCGGACAUCGUCCGGACCCUGAAGGAAAACCUGGCCAUCCUGGUCAAACAGGAUAAGAAGACAGACAAGGCAUCUGAGGAAGUGUCAAAGUGCUUGGUGUCCAUGAAGGAGAUUCUGUAUGGGAGCAACGAUAAGGAGCCGCACACUGAGACUGUGGCCCAGCUGGCCCAGGAGCUGUACAACAGCGGCCUGCUGAUAUCGCUGGUAGAAAACCUGCAAGUCAUAGACUUCGAGGGAAAGAAGGACGUGUGUCAGAUCUUUAACAACAUCCUGAGGAGGCAGAUUGGGACGAGGAGCCCCACUGUUGAAUAUUUCUGCUCCCAUCAGGAGGUCCUCUUCAUACUGCUGAAAGGAUACGAGACACCGCAGGUGGCGCUGAACUGUGGGAUCAUGCUGAGGGAGUGCAUCCGCCACGAGCCACUCGCCAAGAUAGUUCUUCAUUCCGAACAUUUCCACAGUUUCUUCAACUAUGUGGAGAUGUCCACCUUCGACAUCGCCUCCGACGCCUUCGCCACCUUCAAGGAUCUCCUGACAAGACACAAAGUUCUUGUGGCUGAAUACCUCGAACAGAACUACGAUGCUGUGUUUGCAGACUACGAGAAGCUGCUGCACUCUGAGAAUUACGUCACCAAGCGGCAGUCUCUAAAGCUUCUGGGCGAACUGUUAUUGGACAGACACAACUUCACGGUGAUGACGCGCUACAUCAGCAAGCCUGAGAAUCUCAAGCUGAUGAUGAAUCUGCUAAGAGACAAGAGUCCCAACAUCCAGUUUGAGGCCUUUCAUGUGUUCAAGGUGUUCGUAGCAAACCCCAACAAGACGCAGCCCAUCAUCGACAUCCUGCUCAAGAACCAGACCAAACUAAUCGACUUCUUGAGCAACUUCCAGAAGGAUCGCACGGACGACGAGCAGUUCAACGAUGAGAAGACCUACCUAAUCAAACAGAUCAGGGAUCUGAAGAAACCUGCCUCCUAGAGAAGCACCCCUCCCUUCCCUCUACCCCAACUUUUUAUCAAUAGGAAGACAUAGAAAAAAAAACACAUUAACAAUAAUGGUUAUUCUAUUUAAAAGAAAUCUUCAAGACGUUAUUUGUCUUUUUUCUCUUUGUUGGUUCAUUAAAAACUUGUGCAAGAGUAGUUCUUAA